AUGGGUUUUACGGUUGGCCAUGGAUGUUGGCUGGCUAUCAAGUUGGUCAUCAUUACCGAAUUACUGACACGGGUAUUUGGGGUCUAUCAGGUAUGGCAGUUUCUUGAAAUUUUAAUGAAGUAUAAUAAAAUUUUUAAAUUAAAAUUUCUUAAGUUAAAAAUUUUUUUGCAAACAUGAAUAGAAUUGUAAAAUACGGUGACGGAAGCGUUCAUGUUUUAGAUCACGCCAGAAAAGCCAUUAGAAUUCAAGAUUCAGAGUUGUUCAUCAGAACAGAAUCCGAUGAGAGAAGAGACCAUGUUGGUAAGGACCUUUUGCUAACAUAUUACAGUGUAUAACGAAUUGCUCUAAGCUACAAACUAAAACUUUUGAAGUGAUUUAAAAAUGGUUUGUUAUAAAGGAGUUUCGGUGUUGAGGUAGUUUAAAUUUAGAUUUUAGUUUUGGCUGCGGGUUGAAAGUUUGUCGUUUUACAGGAGUUACAUUGUAUACACAUUAUUUGGUUACCUAAGGGUAGCUUUUGUAAAAAAAUUUGAAAAAUAAAAAAAAUUUUUUUUAGUUUCUCGAUAGUAUGACACUUCUCUCUAUAAUGACUGCUUUCUUACCGUUCUUUGUAAUAUGUUCUUUGUAGAAUACCUAUCAAAAUUUACUUACAGUAAAACUUCUGUAUAAACGAAUCGGUAGGGGAAUUAAAAUUUGUCUGUUAUGAGGAGGUUUUGUUAUAGAGAUGUUUAAAAUGCACUUUGUAAUGAUAGCCGGGGAUUCAAAAAUUGUUUGUUAUACUGUUCGUUACAUAGAGGUUCCUUAUACGGAGGUUCCACUGUCUUUAAAGAUAUUGAGACACCUUGGUUAUAAAGAAAUGUUUGGACCAGUCCCUUGAGUGUCAUAAUAAAGAGCUUUGACUGUAUUACAAAAAAUUGCAAAAACUUUCUUUACGAAAGCAAUAAGACUAAAUAUCUAUUAUAUAGUCUCAAGCUACAAAACACUCAAUUUGGAAACGCCUUUUUAAAAAUGCCGUAAAGUAUUCUUAUAGGUCAAAAAAUGUUUUUUUUUGUAAAAUACGGUCGGUUGAUCUUUCUUUUGAUAAAAAUAGUUAUUCAAUGUAUAAUAUGUGUGCCACUACUUAAAUUACAAUGUUAAUUUUUAGUCGGUUCUUACUUUUUAAAAAAAUUGUUUAAAAUAUUUAAAUUAGCAAUAUUCUUUAAAGCAGGAAAAUAGUAAUAACGGCUUUUUAAAUGUAAAAAAUCAUUUUUACCGUAUAACUUGUCAUUGACAGGCUGCAAAAUUUUUCUUAAUUUCUCUACUGCCUCCCUUUACCCUUGUUUUCCCUUAAAAAAUCGAAAACUACCUUUCAAGACAAAAAAUUUAAAAAUUUUCAAAUUAUAUUUUUUUUAGUUCUUCCCCGAGAACGUUCGUUACUGUGCCUCUCUUCGUACUACAAAGAACGGUGUGUCAUAUAUCCGCGACAAGAAUAAGACAACCUACUUGAAGCCGGUGGUUGAAGUUACUAUACAUGAGAUCGGCUCUCCGCAUCAAUGUGACCUCAGCUUUAUGGGUUAUGGUGGUGAAUAUAGAAUGGCACCGGACCUUGGAUUCUACAGUACUUGUGCUAAACCAUUGUCCAAGUAUACUGAUGAAUUGGCAUUGGGAAGUGAGAAUCCGAGCUUCAAUGUCACUAUGAGUUCAUGUCCGAUUCACAGUUUGCCGAAAAAGUAUAGGGUAAGUUGGAAAUGACAUUUUUAAUGUAAGGUAGGUUAGAAAUGAUAUUUCUAGUAUAGGAUAGGUUAGAAAUGGCAUUUCUUACUUAGAGUAAGUUACAAAUGACAUUUAUAAUAUAGGGUAGAACAUUUUUAAAUAAGAUAGGUUCAAAAUGGCAUUUUUAAUAUAGAGUUGGUUAAGAAUGUCACUUCUAUUGUAGGCUAGGUUAAAAAUGACACUUCAAUUAUAGAAUAGGUUAUGACAUUUCUAAUAUAGAGUAGGCUAAAAAUGUCAUUUUUAAUCUAGGGGAGGUUAGAAAUGAGAUUUAUUAUAUAGGGUAGGUCAAAAAUGACAUUUUUAGUAUAGGAUAAGAUAGAAAUGACAUUUUUAAAGGACCAGUAUAUAUCAUUGGCAUUCUGUCGCAAAAAUUCGACGUUCAUUUUUUUUCGCAAAAAAACCUGAGCAGGUCGGUCCCAAAUUGGAAAAUUCAUUUCGACACCGACCCACUCACGUUUUUUGAGAAAAAUGAUUUUGAUUGAAAUUGCCUAGUUUUCGACGCUUUUUGCGACAGAAUGCCAAUGAUAUUUGAAUGGGCGAACUGGUCCUUUAAGAUAGGGUAGAUUAAGAAUGACAUUUCUAACAGAGGGUAAGUUUAAAAAGAAGUUUUUUGCAAGAACUUUGUUUACAACACAAAAAAUGCGAAUUUUUACAUUUUCAAGAACAUGAUUCAUCGUAUAAAAAGUCACCCGCAAACUGCAAAUCAAAAAAUUCUUAAAGUUGACAAAACUUUCUUUACAAAAUCAAAAUAAGAUGACAAACCUUUUCAACUCCAUUUCAGGACUACCUAUCCUGUGACCUAGUACGUCAUCGAUGGUAUGAGUUGAUAUACCAUAGUCAUGUCAGAUACGAAGUGUUUCAUAAAAGAAGGUACUAUCAGUCAUGGGCUAACUACUCUACUGUUUAUAUGUUCAAGCCAGACAAUUUUAUUGAGAGAACGGGCAAUGAACUGGAUUGGCUACAGAGGCUGAUCACUCUUGAGGCUACGUAAGUUUGAAAUGGCAGAAACUUUGUUUACAGAAAAAAAUGGCAAAGUACUUUUGAAAAUAAGAAGACUUUGGAAAAAAAACUAUCUUUACAGUUUAAAAGUGGCAAAAAUUUUUUUUAAAAAACUAAAUUUACAAAAAAAUACAAUUUCUCGUAUAACUUGUCACUUGCAGGAUGCCUUUUGCACUAUAUGUUUCUUUUUUAUUGAAACUAAAGGAGCUUUCUUUACAAACUGACAACUGAAAAUGAAUUUAAAAAAAUUGCAAAAACUUUCUUUACAGUACAUAAACAUAAAAAACUUUAUUACACCUGCUGUUUUUAGUCAAAAACAUUGUAAAAAGGUGCGAUACCUAAUUCGAGUUGACGAAUCUUGGCCCUUGCCGAUUACUGUAUUCAUUGACUACCGUAUCCGUGAAGGCAACUUUGUCAAGUUUUCACAACAUUUGGGUAAUGGAACAAUCGACCAGUGGUUUAGUGGAAGUUUUGGUAUUAAACGAAGCGACCGAGUUCAAGAAGUUUGCGUUCAGGUGGGUUGGGGUGGAUGGUUUAUACGGGGCUCUAGGCUAGGGCUCAUGGCUAACUAAACAUUUUCAAACGCAAUAUUUUAGUUAGUCUGGCGCGGUUCCCGGAACCGGUUUCGACUGUGCCGAACCUUCCUUCAGCCUGGAGAAUGUCCAUUUGCUCAAAGUUCGAGCAAUCCAAUGACAAUUCCAUUGUUACUUUCAUUCCUGUUGGCUAUAAUGCUUGUAAUACGUACAUUGUAA
Molecule: messenger RNA, 3500 nt
Organism: Bursaphelenchus okinawaensis
Lineage: Eukaryota; Metazoa; Nematoda; Chromadorea; Rhabditida; Aphelenchoididae
Source: the annotation of a GenBank genome assembly